Messenger RNA from Sodiomyces alkalinus F11, 581 nucleotides. RefSeq lists its product as hypothetical. Lineage: Eukaryota; Fungi; Ascomycota; Sordariomycetes; Glomerellales; Plectosphaerellaceae. The transcript has a single exon. The record is from RefSeq and is a predicted model, not a curated record. The coding region runs from base 100 to 480 and encodes 126 amino acids.
ACAAACAACCAGGGAAGCAGCCUUUUGGGACGCAAGAGAAAGGGGGCGAAAAAGAAAAGAAGAAAAAAAGGGGAGGAAAAAAAGGCAAAAGAGAUAACAAUGACCAAAGCCAACCCGACCUGUGAGAUCCGUUCGUCUAUGUCGUCUCAUGAGAGCACAGAGAGAAAGAAGGGGGGUGGUCGAGAGCGGAGCGGAGGAAUGGAUUCGUGUAUCGACGGACCAAGGAUGUUCUCUCGAGAGGAUGGUGGGUUUUCAAAGGGGAAUGAAUGGAUGGGGGGGUUGCCACAGGGAGCCAAAGGUAGGGAGCAACCAUGCGUCGUCAGGGAGAAGCGUGAACGUCUCAAAUUCGUUCUCUUUUCUUUUUUGGGUUCCUUUUUUGUUUCCCCCCCCCUUCAAACUCCGGAAGUGCAGUGCCCCAAAAGUUCGUCAUUUGCCGAAGAUCCCGUCGUCCGAAAAAAAAGGGAAAAGAAAAACUGGUAACGAUGCCGGGGGUUGACAAUGACAGUAAUCGAUGUUCCGCGGGCGGUGUAAGAAAAACAACAACGACAACAACAAAAGAUCGGGGGCGGCCGAGUUGUGUG